AUGCCAAAUUGCCCAAAUUGCAGUAAACCAGUCUAUUUCGCCGAACGCGUUUCAUCGCUCGGAAAGGAUUGGCACCGCCCGUGUCUUAAAUGCUAUAACAAAACCUGCGGCAAAACAUUAUCCGCCGGGAGUCAUUCCGAGCACGAGGGAAAACCAUACUGUAACCGUUGCUACGGGGCGCUGUUCGGUCCGAAAGGAUAUGGACAUGGAGGUACUGAGUCACACACAUUCCUUCGCGGAACCACUGGAUAA
Molecule: messenger RNA, 252 nt
Organism: Caenorhabditis bovis
Lineage: Eukaryota; Metazoa; Nematoda; Chromadorea; Rhabditida; Rhabditidae
Source: the annotation of a GenBank genome assembly